AUGACGCCCAGCACGCUCAGCAUCGUCGUCAAGAACAACACGUCGGCGCCGCAGCUCUACGCCUUCGUCACCGGCACGGCCGCCCAGGGCAUCUUCUUCCUGCGCUCCGACGGCGUCACGCCCUACUACCCGGCAUCGCCCUCGUCGACGCUGCAGCCGCUGUCGCAGAACUGCGCCGUGGCGGUGGGCGGGCCGGGCCAGAGCCGCUCGCUGACGGUGCCGCAGCUGGCCGGCGCGCGCAUCUGGUUCAGCCAGGCCAAGCCGCUGACGUUUCUGCUGAACCCGGGCCCGGCCGUCGUCGAGCCGUCGAGCACCAACGUCGCGGACCCAAACUACGGCGUGCAGUGGGCGUUUUGCGAGUUUACGCUGAACACCUCGGAGCUGUACGUCAAUGUGUCGUAUGUCGACUUCUUCAGCAUUCCCGUGUCGCUGCAGCUGGAGAAUGGGAGCGGCAAGGUGACGAGCGUGCCGGGGAUGCCAAAGGGGGCGCUGGAUUCGAUUUGCUCGCAGUUGAAGGCGCAGGCGGCCAAAGACGGUGCUGGGUGGGACAAGCUGGUGAUUCAGAACGGGGGCAGCAACUUGCGUGCGCUGAGUCCCAAUUCGGGCAGCGUCAUGUUUCCGGGCCUGUUCAAUAACUACUACCAGCCGUACGUGGACGCCGUGUGGAAGAAGUACCAGACGACGAACCUCACGGUCAACACGCAGUUCCAGGACUGGGGCAACGUCGUCGGGCGCGUGGACUCGUCAGGAAAGAACUUGGUCUUUCCGUCUGGCUACGGCAGCUUUGCGAAGCCGGCCGCCGUGGAUAUCUUUUCGUGCGACUCGGGGCCCUUUGCGGGCGGUUCCGGCGUGACGGCGCAGCAGCUGAAUGUCGGGGCGAGGCUGGCGGCGGCGCUGAACCGCUCGACGCUGCUGAAUGGCGGGCAGCAGCCGGAGGGCGAGGACGUGAGCCAGUAUUACACGGAGAAGGUGACGAACCACUAUUCGCGGAUAUGCCAUGCGGUGAGCGUGGGCGGGAGGGGGUAUGCGUUUCCGUAUGAUGAUGUUGGGAAGACGGGGGGAGUGGACCAGAGCGGGUUUUUGAGUGAUGGGAAUCCGAAGGUGUUGACGAUUGGCGUUGGGGGGCCUUUGUGA
Trichoderma gamsii is the source of this 1134-nucleotide messenger RNA. Its product is annotated as glucanase B. The transcript has a single exon. Bases 1 to 1134 code for a protein of 377 amino acids. Lineage: Eukaryota; Fungi; Ascomycota; Sordariomycetes; Hypocreales; Hypocreaceae. The record is from RefSeq and is a predicted model, not a curated record.